Messenger RNA from Saccharomycodes ludwigii, 972 nucleotides. It is a transcript of the gene GET2, whose product is annotated as GET complex subunit GET2. The record is from RefSeq and is a predicted model, not a curated record. Gene Ontology annotation, biological process: retrograde vesicle-mediated transport, Golgi to endoplasmic reticulum. NCBI's taxonomy places the organism in Eukaryota, Fungi, Ascomycota, Saccharomycetes, Saccharomycodales, Saccharomycodaceae. Bases 1 to 972 code for a protein of 323 amino acids. The transcript has a single exon.
AUGAGUGAAUUAACUGAUGCUGAAAAGCUAAAGAUUUUACGAGAAAGAAGAGCCCAAAAAUUUAAGAGGAAUGGUGCCGCCACUGAAAGAUUAAAUAAAAUCACCGGCGAAACUAAUCUUUUGUCUACUGAAUCCCCAUUAGAGAAACAACAGACUAAUACUACUAAUUCUAGCACUAGUUCCUUCCAUAAUUUAACGUCCACCGAAGAAAUGGAUGAAUUGGUACAUACUGCUCAAAAAAAAACUGGCCCGUUACAACAUUCCAACCAGGCCGAUAAUAAUGCUACACAGUAUACCAACCCUGAUAAAGAACAAAAAGAGAGUUUGAAUGCACAAAUAAAAUUAUUGAAAGAAUUGGUUGCUAAUGAAAAAGAUGGCAAUAUUUCCAGUAGUACUUCGGAUAUCGACAGUGAACAAGUUUUUCAAUUGUUGAAUGGCGGUAACGAUCUAGGUAACGCCAGUCCAUUUGGUAACAUCCCAAUUAAUGCUGGCGCACAAAAUAACCCACAAUUGGUAGCUUAUUCUAAGAAUAAAAUAAAUAAAUUCAAAGCUUGGCUGGUCGUCAUUAGAUGGGGGUUAUUUUUAUUACCAUACAUUUAUUUUAUCACCAAUCCUAAAUUUGAUGCCAAUUCAUUGACUCCUUCAUCACCCAUGCUUUCUAAGUACAUUCCCUUACUAUUCGAUAAACAGAAUUUUUUCACUGUUUUUAUUACUUUUGAAAUUUGUAUGAUUUCCAUUUAUUAUCAAUUUAAAAAUAGUUUAUAUAAGGAAACCAAAGUUCAACCUUUGUCAACUAAUAAAAUAUUGAGUUUGCUAGGUAUGAUUCCCGAUGGGUUGCUUCCAUUUUCUAAUGUACAAGGCAAAAUAAAUGCAGUGUUACAGUACUGGGAUGUUUUUGGUAUAUUUUUAACUGAUACUGCCUUUGUUUUGGUUGUUGUUGGUGUCAUUAGUUAUUUGCACACCGCUAAAUAA